ACAGUUCAUCACACUAUUUGGAAAACAACUGACAUACCAACAAUAAGAUCAACUAAAAAACCUUGGCAUUAUUGUGAAAGUAACCUUUGCUUUAGAGAAAAGGUUUGUAAGUAAUAGAUUAAUUAUCUCCAAGAUAGAUGAAUACAUUGAGAAAAGCUUAUUGUUCACAAAUUUUCUUAUUCUUCUUUUGUGCCAUGCCAACCAGGUUCUCAUACAAUUUAUACAUGUAGUUAGAUCAUCAUAAAACUUGCAGGUUACAUAGUUCGGCAGCUUAAUUUGCAUGUCUGAAAUGUAACUAUAUUAUUUUCAAAACUGAUGCUUUGUAAGAACUCUACAGUUUCUUGGGAGAUUUUUGACAUGCAUCCUGCUUAUCUUAAAUUUGUCUAGAUCAGUUGCAUGACCAAUCUUUUCCUUGGCACAGCAAGAGUUUCUGUUUUCCCAAAGCAAUCCACCUUAUAUGACUGUCUAGUAAAUUCACGCCUUGUCUUCAUUGGAAUAGAAAUUCCAUUUGCAUUAAGAGAAGGUGUCUUCUGCAUUCUCCUCAUUUUCAUCACAGUAGCUAUGUACAGAUCUCUUCUAACAUCACUCUCUAAUUUAAACAAAAUCUUAAUAUUUAUCUGUUCCUGGUAAUCAGAUGUUGAUCCUGCCUGUGUUGACAGGUAUCAGCAUCCUAUUAAAUCCAACCACCAUACCCAAAUAUGUACAACCUUCAUAUGACCUAACUACCAGCAUGCUCCAGUCGGUACCAAACAUGGAUCAGUAUCAUCUUUGUAUCAACAGCAGUCAUAAUGAUGCUCAUUACACCAUUACAAUCAUGAUAUAUUAAGUCAUUCUGCCAAUACCUCUGGAAUAUCCCUUGUGAUCUUUCAUACACCUUAGAGAGUCUUAUAUCCAUCCUAGGUUCCUGAUAGCCUUUGGACAAAUGAGAUUUUUAUAUGAAUUAGGAUAUUUUCAUUAGACAAAUUUUACCGGUUUACAGGCAUUGUUUGCUAUAUUUUGGGGAGAUCUUUUGCUGUUAAAUUUUAGUUACCAAUACAGACCUUAUACGGUACAACUUUAUAAUUUUCCAGAACAAAACCAUGUUAUUGGUAUCUAUAUUUUAAAAGUUAAACUACUAUUCAGAUUCCUUAGCUACUUGGCACCUUAAAUACCACUAUAAUGUACUACUAUCAAUAACUGACAUAUGCUAUUCGAUUGGACAUACAAGUAAAAGACAUAUACUGUACGUGAAUCCUUCCUGUACACAGUUGCAGAUAGAUUCAGCACUGAUCAAUAAGAGAUAUAGUACAUGAAGCCAUACCAAAAGCUGGACAUCAAAAAAGUGAAACCAUUACAUGCACAAGAUUUGCACAUAAAAGGUUUCUUCUAUUCUCAGGAUUCACACAGUUGGAAGGUACUAGACUACAUUACACUCCUGGAGUUUUCUUCCUCCCCCUUCCUAGGAUUCAUUAACCAUUGACAGACUCUGCCAUGUAUCAAAAGUCAAUUAUUAAAUAACUGUAUCUGUGUGGCUUAUCUAAUCAUCCACCCUCAGAAUUUUUCAUUUAUUGACACCAUUAAUGUUUCCCAUACUUACAGUCAUCUGAAAGCAGUAUAUAAAUGUAUAAAUGCGGCUUCUUUCUGUAUUGUUAUGUGAACUCCUUUGAAGCAAUAGCUCCCUUCUCUUCUCUUCUUUCUCUUCUUUUGUUUGAUGAUUUGGGAGAGGAGGUUAAUGGCAGCGGAGGUGAGCUCGUUAUCAAGGAUGCUGAGGGGUUAUGAGGAGGAAGGAGAGGGGAAGAGGGAGCUUGUCACAAGGGAUUUGCUCGGUGGCGGCGGAGCAGUGCUCGGAUCUGCGGAGGUGGGUCUUGAGCUCCGUGUUCCGAUGGGUUGGGAGAGACGGUUUGAUCUAUUGCAUGGAAAGACCUACCUCGAGAAGCGCGACCCUGAUCCGGUUCCCUCCUGUCUCCACAAUCUCAACCUCGCGCUACCUCCACCAUCCACCGCCGCCCUCGUCCCGCAGCCGGACGCGGCGGCGGCGGCGCCCGCGCCCUCGGCGUACCAGAGUGUCUGCACCCUGGAGAAGGUGAAGUCCGCCCUCGAGCGCGCGACCCGCCGAUCCGACGGCUCCCCUUCGCCGCGCUCCUCGUCGACCACCACCACCUCCUCCUCCUUCUCGGUGAUCAAGCGGCGUGCGCCGGAAGAGGAUGGCCCCGGCCCCGGGUCGCUGAUGGGCGAGCGGGGGCGGGCGGCGGCGGCGAUGACGGUCGCCGGGUGCCCGGUGUGCCUCCUCUACGUGCUCGUCUCGUCGGUGGACCCCAGGUGCCCGAGGUGUGCCGUGCACGUGCCGGUCAUAGGCGAGCUCAAGAAGAGGCCCAAGUUGGACCUCAACUCGCCGACCCGAGAUGGUGACGAUGACGAGGACUGGAAGAAGUCACAUUUGUCUUUGCAAAUAAUAUAGCAUAAAUGUAUUUAUAUUUUAAAUUUUGGCACUUUUUUUAUACUAGUAAAAAUUAUGAGAAUUAUGCAAUUCCAUCCAA
Molecule: messenger RNA, 2516 nt
Organism: Musa acuminata subsp. malaccensis (wild Malaysian banana)
Lineage: Eukaryota; Viridiplantae; Streptophyta; Magnoliopsida; Zingiberales; Musaceae
Source: RefSeq, a predicted model, not a curated record